Messenger RNA from Lymnaea stagnalis (great pond snail), 225 nucleotides. The record is from the annotation of a GenBank genome assembly. Lineage: Eukaryota; Metazoa; Mollusca; Gastropoda; Lymnaeidae.
GAAUGUAAAGGCUUUAGUUUUGGAGAUACUUGCUCCAUCCUUAGUCACUGCUCACAAGAACAUACAGGACAAUUUGAUAACUUAUUUGGGCGAUGUCUGUGCCUCAAGGGAUGGAAAGGGGACCUUUGCAAGGAAGACGUUGAUGAAUGCCUGGGCACUAACAAUCAGUUGUGCCCUUUUAAUGCAGUUUGUGAUAACACUCAAGGUUCUUUCAGGUGUACAUGU